AUGUUAUCAAGUCUGGAUGCAGUGCACAUCUCGGCUGUGUUAGAGGACUGUGUAGAUCAGUUGGCAAUCCUUGGUCAUAUUAUGCCAAACUCCCUAGAGGGGAGGCCUGAAGCUGCACAGAUUGUGGACGAUGAGUUGGGACAAAUUCUACAAGACCAAAGGUUCCUUGAGUCUAGAUAUGAAAUGGUAAGAUGAAUGGUACACUCAAGUUGAUUCUGCUGUGGAAAAAAUUCUUCUACUUUCCUUUCAAGAUUUUGGGAUAAAAUCAGAAUUGUUCAGUAAAUUUUGUGAGUGGAAACUAUUGUCACCAUAUCAUACACUUUUUGGAACUAAAAAUGCCAGAUUUGAAUAAAAUAAAAAAAAAUAAUAAUAUUGUACAUGAUCCAUAUGGUAUGCAUAUAUGAGAUAUUAGAGAGUUUUAGAUCCGAGUUUACCGCGAACCUCUAACCGCGGUUUGCGGUUACCCGUUUGCGGUUCGACGUUCAAACAUAAUUCGAUUUAGAUUGGCGGUGGAUUAAACAAGUGGAUUCUGGUUUAUUAUUCCAUUUAGAAAUAGAAGAAAAAUUAAUCAGUGAAAAUAAAAGAAAUUUACGGCAACACUGGGUUAUCUAGCAGCAAAGAGCUGUAAAUUCUUACAUUAGUUCUUCUUGCAAUUUUACGCCCGCCAUUUUGAAUCCGCAGCCAUGAAUGGCACUUGUUUUCAAGAUCCAAUAGGAUUUAUCAAAUUUAGCAUUUCGCCCGAAUUUGUGCCUCUGUUAAUGUAUAAAGACUUGCUCCACAAGAUUUUUGUAUCAUUACGUGGGAUGAAACAAUAAUUAUACGCUAAAAGCUUUCAGGUAAAUGACAUACGUGAAAACCCAGCUCCCCACGUUGAAAACGCACGUUGUAAACUUCAAACGUGACGCGAAAGACUUGUCACGUGACCUCCAGCGGUUAGAGGUUCGCGGUAAACUCGGAUCUAAAACUCUCUAUUAUAAAUUUUCUUCCUUAUUGUCUUAUUUCCCUUUCAACUUCUUGCCGUUCUGCUGAAGUCCUUCGUGAGGUCCUGUGAUUCAUGUAUUUCUAGUAAUUAGUUACUUUUUAACAUUAAUUUUUUAUAAUGUGAGACGUAUAUUUUUAUUGUAGCUAAUGGCAAAUGAAGAUGAUCCCAGUUUUACUAACAAGAGUCAGUUAAAGGUGGUGGAUGAUGGACAGAUACAGUCUGUAGCUAAAUCACUACGAGAGAGUACAAAUGGUACGAUUGUUGGUAGCUGUAAUACCAAAGCAGUGGAUAGUAUUUUCUUUGUGUUCUGGCUGACAGCUCUAUUCAUUUUGACUGAUUACAUGCCAUUCACCUGAAACCUCAAUCUUCCUCAUUCUAUCACCAUGUUCAGCUGAAUUUUAUAGAUUCCCUGCUCACAAACACGCGUAUAAAAUAUUCUCUCCCUUAAACAGUUGGAACUCCUAAAAUGCAGCCAGUACGUUACCAAAUAAUGCAACCAAUUAUUAUAAUAUCGUAGUACCCCUAAACUUGCUAAUUAGACUGUUUUCUUCUUUCUUUAAUACCGGAACAGCCCUUAACAGAAGUUUCAGACAAAAUCCAUUGACAAGUGACAGUCUCUCAAAAAUUCAAGCAGACAGGUACUGAACAUAUAUUUUCCAGUUAUUUAAAACAGUGAAAAAAGGCCCCAAGUGACUCAGUAUCUAAUACCAAAUUCUACUUUUGAUUAUACAAGGUAACUGGAAGGAGAAUCUAGCAUUUUUAUCAGAAGGCAAUAGGGCUUUAAUGCAGGCACCCCUUUCUACAUUAUUUAAUGUAUCAGUUUAAGUUUUAAGAAAAAAGGGGUAUCGACAAACUUUUUGAUUCCCCAGCCUAACUUUUUCAUUUGCUCAAGGUAAUAAGACUAAAUAGACUGACCGGAAAGUUUCACGGCAAUUAGAGCUGAAGUAUGUUCCACCAAAUCACAAACUUUUUAAGAACUAGUAUAAAUUGUUGCAAAUACACCUUUCAGGGGCACCCAACGAGAAUAUAGUUCAAAACCACUUAAACAUAGCACUGUUAAACGUAUUUUAGUAUUUAAACGGUAGAUAUAGGCAUAUUUUUAUCCCCUAAAAAUUUUUCAUCUGUUCGGAUUUCCUAGCUGAAAGUCUAGUGAUCCGAAAAUUAUAGGGAUCAAAACUUACCUUUUCGAAAAUUUCAGCCAGAAAAAAGGCUCCCGAAAAUUCUAGGUGACCUUUUUAGGGUAAAAAUCCGUUAAAAAUGGGCAAUUAUACCAUUUUUUAGACGUCCGAAAAUCCUAGGAGAGGCAGGCAAGCAAGAAAUUUUACAACAAAUCUUCCGAAAAUUCUAGAUCUAAAAUCGUCUUCCGAACAGAUAUUCUUCCGAAAAUUGUCGUUGGGUGCCCCUGACCUUUGGGUUUGUUGUAAAUAUUAGGUGAAAGCAAUUUACAUGUAGGUUACUUUUAUAAAACUAUAAUUUAACCUGCACAGAAAAUUUUUUCAAGACAUAAUGGAAGAAACCUUGGAUGAAGUUGUCUCUAGCAAAUCAUUUGAUGCCCUUCUCAGAGCUGUUAAUAUAGAAAAGGAAAAGAAAGCUGGUCUUCAACAAACCAUACUCAAGUAAGUUGAUAUUGAUGUUUUAUAAAUGGCAAAAUUUGGUUGAUUGUGAAUAAUUUGUAUUGUAAAUUGUAAUUUGUUUACCCACGGAGCACUAAGGAGUUCAUAAGAACUCGUUGAAACGUGUCCAUGUGUUCCAGAUCGAAUUGGAAUUUGAAAGUGUUGGUUUUGAAGGAGAGGGGAAAAUUCAGCAGUGUACCCGGAGAAAAACCUCUCGGAGCAAGGGAGAGUACCAACAACAAACUCAACCCACAUAUGGCGUCGACACCAGGAUUUGAACUUGGGCCACAUUCGUGGGAGGCAAGUGCUCUCACCACUGCGCCACCUUUGCUCCCCCAAUGCCACUGUUUUAGAUUAUCUGACAAUAAUAUUAUUUUACUUUGGUGGGAGGACACAACUGCCCCAAGUAGGCACUGGGACAGGUACCACUCCACCCUCUGCACUUUUUGAGUUCAAGUUAUUAGAGACCUUUAGAUUCUAAGAUGAGUAUGACUACGAGUACGAGAUUUUUUCAAUACUAAGUAGUGCACGGGCGCGAGCCUUCGUCAUUCUACAACGAGUUUUAGCGAGAAGGUCAAAGUGGCGGAUACAAGUUAUCAAAUGUUAGAAGUUUAAUCAUUUUGCGAUUGGGAGAGGGUGUAACCUCCUUCACUAAAGGUAACACUGUGGUAGCUAUUGAAAACUGGUAAAAUGAAGCUUUCCGGGUAGUCUAUAUUUUGAGAGUACGCGAAAAAAAAUUAAGUCAAAUCUCGUUCCCGUAGUCGUCCUUGUCCUCUAAUCUGAAGGUCUCUAUUAUUGCAGAUGAGAAGAGGAGCCCUCAAUCCUAAUUUCUAGGUUGCUAUGAUAAAUGCACGGCAAGACUAGUAUAUAGCCAGCUUUGGUUGGACUUCCACUAAGAAUGAAUGAGAAUGCACAGAUUGCAAGCUGAUCAUGCUUGUUUGGACCUUCUAUCUCUUGUAAUCUGAUUGCCCCUGUUUUGACCAUCUAUCGUGUGAAACUUACACAAAGCACAGAGUUGGAGCAAAGAGGUUUUGACAUUCGAUCGUUGUCGUCAGCAUUCUCGGUUAUUACAAGGUUUUAUUAUUGAGUGGUAAUGGGGAAAAUACAAUCAUGUGAUUUGUAAGAUGGUGAAAAUAUUUUUCUCUACAAGCAUUAUUCAAAGAAGAAGAGUGGGCAGUGCUCUUGCUUACUAUAAAGUUCAUUUGUAUGGACAUAAUUUUCAUUGUGUCCUUUAUGUAAAUAGGGAGGAAGAGAGUCGCAGACUUGUGAAGAGUCUACAAAGACAACUUAUUGAAGUAAAAAGAGAAAAAGAGAGUGAAAUUCAGGUAAGUCAAGUUUAAUUACAAUAUUACACACCAAAUGUACAUUUACACUACUACAUUCAAAACUAAUGAAAUUUAUGUAAUAAAUAUUAAAUUAAAUAAUAAAAACCAAAAAAUAAAUUAAAUAGAAUAAGUGAAGUAACUAAUAAUUCCUAGCAAAGUGAGGCUCAAAGGACCGAGUUAAUGCGAGGUAAAUAAAUUUUUUGGAAACUUGUGUCAUGUGUGGAUGUGACUCCUGAUCAAACCACCCACCAGAAUAAAAAACUGGCAAAUGCCAGCUGUUUUCAGUUCAGAUGAUUGCAUCAUUGAGCUAGUAGCAACACUGAGCUGGUAACCUGCACAGCACGCAGGAGCAAAAUUUGUUUUGGUCAGUUCUUAUGGAGGGUGCAGGGAAAACGCACGUGGGCAAGUCCUCGAAAUUACUCCCCUUGCCCCGAAAAAACUGGCGCCUGCUACUCAGGCUAUUGAGCUGGUUGCCCUAUCUUUUUAUCAUUUGUUGUCUCAUUUGAGUGGAUGGUGGUGAAUUCACAUUGCGCCUGUUUGGAAACAGGUUGGUGACAAAUAAAUCUCGGUGGUGUGGUCUGUCUGUCUUCAGUGAGUUGUAUAACAAAAAGGGAAUGGUGAGUGAUAUGAGCCGACAGUAGUUUGUACCAGCUGUAAUGGUGUUCCCUCCAUUUCCUAGGCAGUGAAGGAAGGCUUAGGCCAAAUGUCAAAAUUCACAUGUGGUGGACCUAAUGCUAUAAGUGCGAAAACCUUACCCUGCAAGCAAGCUGUCCAUUUGGUGGAAUUACGAGAACACGUGAGAGCAGCAAGCAAAAAGGAAACACCCCUCACGGCUUGCUUCGCUUGCCCAAAUAAGAGAGCCUGCUUGCAGACUAGAAAAAUUGAAAAAAAAUAGAUUUUGCUCAUAAGCAUGAAGUUUGUCACAUGUUAUGUUUGAUGUUUGAUCCAGUAACAAGUAGAAUUAAGACAUUAAAAGCACAGGUGGCCCAAGCUGGAAAUAUGACCUUGACUCCACUUAAGUAAGGUUAUCCGAUUUUUAUCAAAAUCCUUUCAUAUCCGUAGGCUACAGAAACAAUCGCUUUUUCACCAUGCAAAUCCUUAUAUUUCAAAUGUAAUGAAUGAAUGAAUGAAUGAAUAAUUUAUUUCUGUAGCGCAUUUUCCUAACACCCAAAUGCACUUUACAGUGUCAAACAUAUUAUAAUCUAUACACUAAACUAGGGGUACCUUCCGGCAAGUGCCAACGAGGCGAAUUCGAUAACCUUUUGUGGGAUGUGCCUAAUGGUCCUUCGUGAAUCGGUGGACAAUUUUAGGGGUUUAAAUUGAUUUGUCUAUUAUUAAUAAAGCCAAAAUAAGAAUUAAUACAGGAGAUUGUAAAGGGACUGUAAAAGGGUGGGGUGGUACGCCCUUAUAUUGCCUAUACGGAAAUGUGGCGCUGGACAGGGUAUGGUUUUUGACCUCUCCGUCCCCUAUUGUGUUUUUACUCUACAGUAAUUGCCAAUAAAUUCAUAAAUAGCUUUAAACACGACGGCGCUUUUUUCGUUUAUCCUAAACGGAGUAUAUAAUUGGCGUUGUUGACCUAAGAGGGUAUGUAUUUAAGGAUAUUUUUGUCCUUAACAGGGCCAGGGUUUCAAACCUCGGCGGUUGACCUAUACCUAAAUCUUGGUUGAGUAACCCCCUGAGGGGUUUGAAACAACAACUUUGGUACAUUCUAGGUUAACCUGGUCACAGAAGCUUAAAGCGUCUUUGGUAGCAAAUCUUCACUGCAAAUUUCAUUUUAUUUAAACAAUAAACGUUAGGCAAUCAAUCCUUGAAAAUUGAACUUGAACAAGUUAAAAACAAGCUGUGUCUACUGUCUACACUUCAGCAGUGCUUUGUUUGAAAUUAUUGAAAUCAAUGUAUUAAGUGCCUAUAUGGUUGUUUUCUUUCAUGGUAUGAAACAACAAGUACAACAAUUGAAUUUGUACAAACGAAUUUUUUUAAAUUCGUAGCACGUCUCAGUAAUGAAUAUCAAAGUUUUAUAACGUUCUUAUAGAUAGCAAAAAAUGUAGGUAACAAAACUAUGAACGCUUUGAUUGUAUUGGUCUGUUCACGAACUUAAAUAACAGUUUCUUUUCCACUUUGUUUCACUAGAGUUCACAUGUCAUUUUUUGAAAUUCUUUAACUUUGUCCACAAAAUGGUUGAUUUGUUUAGUACCACAGUACUUCCUGUGGAAAUUACAAGUUUAGUACUUCUUUGACAAAGUUCCGUUUGGAGUUGUAUUUCAUUUUGACAUCCUUUAGGCUCAUAAGGGCAUUUUCUAUUUCAUCUAUGGUGCUGCUCAUACUGCUGUUGUAUUCUUCAGGAGGUUUUCGAUUUCAUUUGUAAAUGCAGUGAGCCACAAUUCCGAUUCAUUGUGUUGAAUACACAGCUUGACAGAACCUUCCCGCCUGCAGUUGAUGAUCCUUUGUCGCAGUUUGCAGUUUUGGCAUCUCACUGACUCGCCCGACUCAUCCCCAAUUCGUUUUUUGCAAAGUUGGCAUGCACUAAAAAUGCUUAAACUGGCAACAUAUUUUAGUUUACUUGCAAUGAUCUCUAUUUCUGGAUUUGUCAAUAUUUCUGGGCCCACUAAUUUUUUGAGAGUUGUGGUUUCCUCACUGUAAGUUGUAUUCCUGUUGGUGCUAUGGAAUUUUGAUCCUUGAUAAUACCGUAGUGUGAGGUUUUGAAAGUAAUAGGCCUUGUUGCUUUUCAGUUGUGCAAAUAACGGUUCCCAUAUGUGGAGUUCCAUUGUUCCCGUUUCGUCUUCCAAUAUGCAGUCUUCUUUGACAGAUAAGGCUUGACUGGAUUUGGUUUCUAUCUUGUUUGGCUCCUGGGCUCCCAUUGACAGAGUUGCAUGGACGUUGACUUUCUGACUGGGUGCCAUUUCUUUCAGUUCUCGUAAAGAGACAUUAGACGCUUCCUGUGAUGUUGAUUCGGAACGUUCUGACUUGACAAAAUUUGGUACAUAGGAGAAUGGUACAUCAGCAUUUGCACAUUGCGAAACAUAGGAUUGCUGGUUGAAAAGCCAGUCGUUGUCUUCAUCAUCUGGUGUAAGAAGGUUCUUUAACAAGACGGGAGACUUGGUUUCUUGGAAGUGCUUGAUCUUGGGAUACUCUUUGCACUUUAGUCGGUUAAAUUUGCAGGUGAAAGUCAAACCAAUCAUGUCUGGACCUUGCAGCGGUUUUGACGGGGGAUAUUUUUUGGAUGUACCCAUACUUGUUUACUAAACGAAAGAAAAGCAAACAAAUUCAGGAUGCAUGAUCAUCAAUGCGCUUACAGUGAUAGCAACAAUAACCCUAUUAUCAUCAUUAUAGUUAACACAAUAACACAUGCUAUCAAUCUUGACAUAAAGAAAUUCUUAACUUCAUCGAAUCAUGAAACUUUUGCAUGUUCAGUUUUGCCCACUUUUAUUGGUGAAGCUCUCCACAGUUACUUAUUUUAAACUCAGAUAAAUACAUUUCCUGGCUAGAAACUCCAUUUUUCAGACUUGUUACUCCUUCACUCAUUACACUACUAUCUGAAUUUUUUUUUCUUGAGCCUGUAUGCCCGCAUGUACAACUUUUUUCUUUCCUUCACUUCACUAGAUGUUUUUGAGACCUUUUUCCUAUUUCCUGUUUAGGUCGUUUAAUGUUUUCAUCUGCAUAAUAUGUAUCACUUGAGGAAUUAAUGCUUUGACUUUUCCGCUUCAUUGUAAAUUUAAUUACUAAAUCAUUUCUUUGGGUUUUCAUUUCUUUUACGUAUUUCUAAUUUGCCCCUUUCGUUUAAGUCAAGUUCAGAAUAAGUUUUAGCUCUAUACUUCUGCAUGUAUGCAUUAUUUUUUGCCUUGACUUCUGGCUGUUUAGUUAUUACAUUUGACUCUGUUAUCCUUUUUAUAACUUGUGACUUUUUGGUCUAACUUCAGUUCUUUCGUACUGCAAGAGUCUUUUGAAACUGAUUUGCAAACAACUGGAUUUAUGGUGAAGCUAUUACAGGUCUGAUUUGCAGAUUCAUGUAAAUUGAUGUCUACAGACUCAGACUUUUGAAAUAUGGCAAAAAACCAGCCAUCCGGAUAACUAUACAAUAGUUCUUGAAAGGAAAGAAACGCCUUACAGAAACACACAAAUCAUCAAUAUAGAUCCAACCGCUCUCACUUUUUAAGGCAACAGUAAAAUGUCUAUUUAAAUACCUAACAAUUCCUUUGAGACAGUAUGAAACUCCUAAGGUUUCCAUAUCAUGUGGAAAAAACAUUUGAGUUAUACAAUCAGGUGACAAUUCUAUCAUUAAAAAGGUUGGCAGGCACACAAAGUGUCGAAGUGAAGCAACACUUCCAGAAUGAUUUUGGCAGUAAACACAAAAAAGUCUAUUGAUGUUUGGCAGCAUAGCUUCCGAUACAGAACUUUCAAAACCAUUCUGAUUUAUAUGGCGAUAGGUAAUAUACAAGACAAAAACAUCUGUGGAUUUGGUGAUUUCCUGGUUACACUCUGAACAAAUGGAAUGAUUGGUAUGUUGAAUAAGAAAUAAUGAUUUUAAACCAAACGUUAAUUCUCCAAAUGUAUUGAUUUGGAAUAUGUCACUGAAUACAGCAUUAUCAGACAUACCUGUAAAAGAGGCACAGUGCUGUGUCAUCCAGGCCCAAAUGGGUUCUCGGACUGAAUGUAACUGGUUGGAAAGGAUUUCACCACUAUUUACUUGCACACACGCUGUGUAUAACAUUUCAAAAAAUUCAUUACGUUCCACAGACUCAAAAGCAUCUUUAAAAAUGUAACAGCUUAACUCCAUAAAACAAUCAAUUGCAGAUGAGAAUUUUCCUGGAAAAUCAAGGUAGUAAUUCCUGAAAUGCAUUUGCUCAACGGGGAGGAAUGAACGAGGCAAUGACUGCGAUAUUUCUUUACCAAAACGUUCUUGUAAAUGUGGUUUGGUUUGGGAAGAUUUACGGGAGUUUGAAUCCUUUGACAGUGCUGGAUUUCCAUUGACCAAAUGUGCUUCCUUGUUUGUUUGUUAUUAUGUAAGGAUUAAAACUACCAUUUGAAGCACACCACUGUAAUAGGUGACCGUAUAUAAGCACGGGCCACAACAUCUAAUUUUGUGUAAUUGUAAAUCGUCACUUAAAGAAGAACGCGGAGGUUUAAGGUGACUCGACCCAGUUUUUUUGGGGUGGUACCAUCCUACUUUGAAGCUCUCUGGUAUCCCCACCUUUACUUUUAUCGUAAGUGUAACACAUAGAAUGGAUAACAUAUAGAUCAAUCUACAACAUGACAUAAGCCGCGCUAGUAAGAGACAAACUUACCAAAUUCUCUCUUUUAACUUUACAAGGCGUUUUUCAAUUCUCGAAACCCGACAUCUAAACUUAUUCUUUUUGCGAUAUUGUUCGCCUCCUUCGCCCUCUUCAUAAUAUAUAGAUUUAGCCAGGGCUAAAAGCGAAGCUCUCAAUAAUAUUUAUAGUUUGUUCAUAUUUAUAGUUGUAAUAUUUACAGUUUAUUGUUUGAUAUUGUAUAGUAAUGGUAAGCGGCGAAGGCAUGCAACGCCGGAGAAUGGUGAAAAACAGCAAUAGGUCUAAUUAGCAAAAAAGCAACUUUGCACGUGCAGCACACUUUUUUGGUACAUUUCUUUGCCGUUGUUUUGCACGACUACAACAUGAAACUUCCACAAACUUCUUAGGGCCUGUUUACAUGGAGGUGGGGAACCCCAGGUAAGUGAGGUAACCCGCUUAGCUGUGGUAACCCGCCUGUCCAUAUAACCUCUCAUUUUAAUUUGAUUACGUUUACGUGAUAAGAGGGGUAACCCGCCAAGGCGGUUAGCCCAGCCGGGGUCAAAUUUUGCCAUGUAAACUUCAAGGUGGGGUAACCCGCCUAGCCGGGGUCGGAUUCGUGAUACAUCAAAUUCUCACAAAAUUCACAUAAUUAUUAAAGGUAACAAUACAAAGCCACAGCACUGAAGGUUGCAGCAAGAGCAGCAAGUGAGUGUAGAAGAGCAAUAAUCAUCACCAAAACACAUGGUUUGCCGUGCUUAGUGACAAUUCAAUAAUCUUGAAAAAGAGCACCCCGGGAUGGAGGGGUUGUAAGGUUGCAUGUAAAGGAGGGUUAAUAUUUAACCUCACCUAAACGGGUUAUCUCACCUACCUGGGGUCCCCCACCUCCAUGUAAACAGGGCCUUAAUUACACGUUUUAUGGAGGAAAUGUCGUACGUGUUCUCGUUCACUUUUUUUCACUGCCGCUCAUUUUCACCUUACUUUAUUGGUGGCCGCAAGCAUUUCUCAUUUCAUCACCGCCGCUACAAAAUUUUCGUUUUUAAAUCUCCGUCGCCCUUUUUCUCGCUGAGCUUGGCUGGCCUAGCGCCCGGUUUCUCUUUUUCUCUGUCUUUCUCUUGCUCUAUAUUCCAAAUCUGUGGACAUGACAAUUUAUCUAAGCUUAAUACUUUAGGCAACACGGAUACAGAAAAAAUUUCCGCUUUCCGUUUUCGUCUUUAUUGACUCUUUUAUUGUCUCUGCUUUACAAGACGCCGGUGGCUAUGCGAUUUCCCGCCAAAAUAACCUCGAGUUGCAUUUCGGUUGCCAUACCUGUUGAUUGAGUUAUUUUACAUUGGUAUGCCUGUGGUGCGGACGGGCGGUCUCUCGGGCUGUCGGUCGGUAGAUGUACGGUCACGUGAUUACCAAAUUUUCUCGGAUGGGUAGAUUACUUCAUUUUCUUACCCAUGGUGCUCCGCUGGCGCGCUUCGCGCGCGAGAGCUCCGCUAAAAAAAAUUGCCACACAGUCAAUGAUGACCCAUGUCCCCUAAGAUUUUUGGCGAUCGGAGUAAUUGUCACGUGGUUAUAAUGCCACGCCCCUUUGAGGUCUGAGUCGAAAAUCUGCUGUUGCCGGCAUUUUUUCUUGAAAAUCUCUCGGCUACACAUAGUGCGCAUUAGUGCCUUGCGCUGAACAGAGUUUCACCAAAAUCGCAAAGACCCAAUUCGAGAAAUUCAGCGGUUUCCAAAUUUAGGUCAUAAUUUAUGCGAAAAUGGUAAGCAAACUUUAUACGGAUUAUAUCUGAUAAACUAUGAGAUUCAUCUCUGUAUUUUGGGCAUCCUUAUAACAGAUGGGUCCUUGCAAGUCCGCAAAACGCUGUAGGGCCUUGUAAAUGCGCGCGAUUUCGAGCAAAGCAAACAUAUAAAAUUAUAGUUUUCGCUAUUUGUUGACGUUUGUCAGCGUUUAAGAGUCAAUCUCGCGAAAAAAGCAUUUUCUUAAAAAUUCGUAGUUUUUUUUCCUUCAAAUUUUUUUCAGGGCCACAAUUGAUUAUCUAACUAUCCGGACUCUGAAUUUCAUGGUCAUCGAAAAACUGUGACGUUAUCUUCUAUAAGCCCAAACUUUAGUAAACAUUGAAGAUUUUUAGCGUUUUGGCUGAGUUUGUGCUUUGGGAGUUGUCUAUUGUUUCUAGUCUGUCAUGAUCCAGCAUUCUUGUUCAGCACGCGUGCAAUGACCGCGCUUGGCUGACUUCCGAAUAAUGCAGUAUAAUGACCUGUUAGGUCAUCAACCUUCUCCGAUGGACAACGAACAGCCGCACACUGGACCACGCAAUCUCAAACCAUGAUUUAUAAAUACAAGACCAUGACGUCACUGCCCAAAUAUGAGGUCUUACUUACACCCAAAUGUGGUCAAAAAUGCAAAUUUUAGAGGGUUACGCAGAAUUUGAUAACCUGAGAAAAUUGAGCGGUUGUCAUACAUUCUCUCUAACGGCUACCGCUGAAAUUGGGCCCGAUACAAACUAUUACAAGUUUGUGUUCGUUACGGCCAGAUUUUGGCCGUAACGCUGAUUGGCUGUUAGGACAAUCCCACAAGUUCUGAUUGGCUGUCGGAAACGCCGGAAGUUGAAAGCGCUUAUUCCUCGCGUGGUUGUUUUCGUGAAUGAUCCGUCGUCGGUGGAGAGAAGGAUCGAUUUGGCUGUCUUUUUUAUUGUUUUAUGGUCUUAUGGUAGGAAAAUAUGCCUUAAUAUGUGCCAUGGAAAUUCAGAAAAUUCAUGUGGUUGUUCAUAUCUUCUCAGGAUUUGCUUUAUUUACGGAAAGUGUAUCGCGGAGUUGAAUCCCUCUGUAAGUUGUUGACCGCUAACAAGGUGCAUUUUGAUUUAUCUUAAAACUGGUUUCAUUUGAAAGUUUAGCCGGGAAUGACUUCUCUGAACGGGGUACGCACGUGGAGGCUCACUGCGAAAGAAACCUCAAUCGCCAACUGUAAAGUAUUAGACGAAAAAUAUCGCAUCGCUGUUCAAGGAAUUUUCAGUGUUCACAGACUGGUUGUUUGACUACGCUUUUUGUUAAAAAUAAACCAAGAAAACUGGUGUCCUCGCUCGUUGGCUCUUUGCUUUUGUUUUUAAAGAUUUAUGUACUGAAAAUCGGGGGAAAUUGCCGAGGAAAAUAUCAAGACAACGGAAAAAUAGAGAUUUCAGUAUUUUAAAUUCCAGAGCGCCUAGCCAAAAUAAUAAAACAAGUAGAACAUCGUGUCGCCGUCUUUUCGAAAACUUUUGACCUUCUACGCCAACAGAAGUAACCUUCGAGAUCUCCCUUAAUGUCGCAAGAAGUUAAAUGUGAUUGUGCUGACUGUUUUAUUUUUAGCUGAAAAAAUUAACAGAUAAAAGCUAUUUUUUAAGUCAGCCAGUCUGCAUUUUUCCCACGCGUGAAAAAUUUGCAUACUAGAAAAACAAGCAACGGAAGUAAUUCUGAUUGACUGAUUCGGCAAAUGUCAAUCAAUCAAAAAAGUGGGCGGCAGACAUUUCGUUAAAGGUUUCUAUCAGGCUCUCUUUUCGUUUCGCCUUGCCCACCGGAAUGUAAUUUUCGAAGCGAAACGAAAAUAGACCCUGAUCUCAGGUUAAGAAUUUGAGGGUUUUGCCCACAUUGCGCGGCGUUAUAAUCUGCCGCCGAGUCAACCUCGCUUCUUAGCUCGGUUGCCUCGUUGGCAAAAAUGUAAAAAAUCCUAAGAAACAAAAAAAUCAAAAGUCUAAAAGUCCUUAGAAUCGAAAAAAAAUUGAAGGUCUAAAAAAUAUGCUUGUCGAAAAAGAUGGGUCUUAAGCUUAGCUUUCAAGAUAGAGACAGACGCGCUGCUUUUAAUCUCAAAUGGAAGCGGGUUCCAGAGGUAAGGCGCGCACACUGAGAAAGCCCUCAAGCCAAUCAAUUUGAGCUUGUGCGUAGGCUGCUCCAAAGCGUUUGAUUCACUCCAUCCACCACUACUAUUGAGUAACCUCAACGCCUACGGCUUUGGGAGCAGUACAGUUCGGCUUCUGGAGAGUUAUCUGUGUGAUCGCAAUUACCGGGUGAAGAUUGGGGACCUUGUCAGUUCAAGUAGGUCUGUUAACCGAGGCUGUCCACAGGGUUCCGCUCUAGGUCCCUUACUUUGGAAUAUAUUCCAGAACGAUUUGUCGUACUGUGUAACAACUAACUUGUCUAUGUACGGACGAUCAUCAGAUCUAUCACACAGGACAGGAUCAGUCCUCUGUUAUGUUAAUGCUAAAGGAAAGUGCACAGCAAGCCACUAAUUGGUGCAACUCAAAUCUUCUAGCCGGAACUUGAAGAAAUAUCAAACUAUGAACAUCGGACAUGGCCAAAGCGAUAAUAACACCACUCAAGUGAUCAGAUUAAACAAUCAUGAUAUUAGUAUAACUGACUCUCUCAAAUUGUUGGGUGUCACAAUAGAUUCUAAGCUGAAUUUUUCAGAGCACAUUAACAUGAUCUGUAAAAUUGCCGGUAAGAAAAUUGGCGUCCUUAUGAGACUUAGAAACUUGAUUCCGACGAAUGCUAAACUUAUGCUUUUCAAAACAGCAAUAUUGCCGCACCUUACAUAUUGCCACCUUGUGUGGCACUUUUGCCGAGCCAGUGAUUCUCGUAAAAUCGAGCGGAUGCAAGAAAGGGGCCUGCGUGCUGUUUUGAGGAACAAUGUUAGCUACCCUGAACUUCUAAAAAGAGCAGAACUGCCAAGUUUACAGAACAGGAGACUACAAGACAUUUGUGUUUUAAUGUAUAAAGCCAAGAACAAUCUAUGUCCCCCCUAUAUCAGUAAGUAUAACUUAAGGCAGUCUGAUUUCCCCGCUGCCAGGUACAACACGGUAACAUAUGGCAAACACUCCCUUCGCCACUUGGGGCCCAAUCUCUGGGGAAAAUUAUCUCCAGACUUGAGAGAAGUUACCACCUUAAAAUGCUUCAGAAACAAAAUACGUACAUUAGAUAUAGUAACACUAAUGGAUAAUGGAUGCAAGUGUUGUCAUCUCUGCAAUUCAAAGACAUAAUUGUCAUACUGUAAAUAUUGUAAAUGUCAUUAAUUUUUUUAUACCUGCGCUUAUAUGUAAAUACUUUAAUUUAUAUUUAUAUUUAUAUUUAUUUAUUUUGUGUCCCCUAAUUAGCAUAGGUUUUUAACCUAAGCUAGGAGGCUUCUUUAGACACCUUAAUAAAGUUUCAUCAUCAUCAUCAUCAUCAUCAUCAUCAGUAGAAGUUGGUCAGCAGACCUAACUGUUGCGGAAUUCUUUUAACCCCGCUCCGCUGGUUCAAACAAAUCAAGAGGACUGUAUCUUUCGAUGUAACGACACGAUUUAAUGCAAUCCAACAAUCUACUGCAAUGUACAAUUCUCACAUAUUCAACGUUCGUAACACUACGAUCAACGUAACUAAACGAUCAACGAUCAACGAUCAACUAAAACAUUCUAAGUAUACAGUGGUUUUGCUACUAUCCUUGGGUAAGGCAGUAUUUUUACAUUAAUCACAUGUACAGUAAAAGUUCCCAUUGUAAUGUAUCUAAAUUAAGUGUCUAUUACAAAAUCGCACGUUCUUUCACCUUAUUUAGCCUAAGAAAAUGCAUGCAGUUACAUCAUUUUAUAUCGUAAAUAUACUCGGACUUUGUCUACAUUAUUGUGAAAUCUAAUGUCACGAAAUCUAACUUCUUUGCGCUACAAAUAUCAAUUUCUAAUUAAUGUUUAAUCACAAAAUAAUCAAGUUAAGCAUCACCUAUUUCUUUCCCGACACUAACAGCUCGCCUAGGAACAUAAGGACUGAUGAGCUCAGUCAGUUACGUUGGAGUCGCACCAUGGAGUGCCUCAAAGGAGUACAAUAAGAUCUUAAAAACAACACGCUGACGGACGGGGAGCCAGUGUAGCUCAAUAAGUAGUGGUGUGACAUGAUCAAACUUUCGCUUCGAUCACUUUAGCCGCGGCGUUCAUAACAUAACAUGCUACAGUGCCAAUGAUCAUAUUUCGAGCUUGGGUCACCUGUGUUUAAGGCAGCAAAUAUAAUAUAACGAGGAGAGGAAGAUGCAUAUUGCUCCAUGUCACAAACAUGCGUUGGAGCAUUUUUCUCUGCCCCACGCCUUUGAAAUGAUGUUUUUCACAUUGUUUUUCACGUUGCAGCAACGAAAUGAAAUGAUUGCUCACCUCAAGGAUCAACUUCAAGAAAUGAAAGCUAAAACCAGCAUGGAAGGAAAAUACAUCAAGAAAGAUGCAGAGGUAUUGUUAUUACUGGGUGUGUUUACCCAUAAACAAAAUGCUCCUGUCGAGUUAGGAAUGAGAUAUCAAAAUAACUUUAUGAAGGAGCAACAACCAUAAUAACUUUUGGUUUCUGGGAAACUGCCCACCUACCCCUUCCAUAAGGUAACAUGAACACUUACUUUUCACUUAUGGCAAAGUGUUGGCUUAGGGGAGUGGUAGGUGGAUAUGGAAACAAUAAUGAUCCAAAUUUUGGUGAUUUUUAAAGGCAUAGCAUUAGAACUUGAAAAAGUUGUUCCAACUUUGUCAAGUUUCAAUCCAUGUCCAUCUUUGGCAUCGAUUGCAACUGACAACAGGAAACUGUUUCAUUGCCUAAUAUAGUCUUAAACUGGAUCUGAAACUGGAUCAUUAUGUUUGGAAAUCAAUUGAUGCAAAAAAAGGUUUUAGCUUUGUUAAAAGAUAGCAAAUAGCGUGCUAAGCCCCUAUAAAUUCCACUUUGAUUAACGUUUGCAAUAAAUUUCUGAAAAACUGCCGCUUUGGAACUGCGCUACCGUUCACUAAUUUAAAAGACUUGGUUGUUAGUCUUUUAGAGGCAAACAACUUUUGACUUUCUGUUACGUAAGCCACAAGGACCCUAAUCUUUAUGUAGGAAGUAUUCCGUCUUCACUGUAGCAGGUUUUGUCCAUUAAUAAACUAAGUUGUAGUUUUUUGGUUGGAGCACGUGCAUCACGUACUAAGAAAAGUGCGCUGCUCGUUUACCCGGGCGAUUUUUCGAGCGACUUUUGCCGCGAUUUCUUGGCGAUGUUCCUUUCUUUAUGCGGCUGCUACUUCUUGCAAAGAUUGCCAAAAAGCUGUGAUAGAUUUUAACGUUGUGCGAAAUAGGAAAAAAUCAACAACAAGCAAAAAAUCAAAAACAAAAAAAUGUAGGUGGAAAAGUUAUAAACGUACUAAGGUCGCUGAAUGUGCAAUGCUGGGAUAUUUCAUUUUGGUUUACCCCCUGUCUUUAGGUUCGUGUAAGCUGCACGCAAAAGCGAUGCCAGCAAGGAGAAAAUACGUUGAAGGAGGAUCUUGAGGUGAGCUUGGGGGGUGGGUACACUUUAGAUGGGGUUAUUGCGUUAUUGCUUCUGUUGUAGGAACGUUUUGGUAUGCACUGUCCUUAUCAAGUAUAGUCUAGAGGGUUAAUUACUAUGUAGCAAUCCUCUGAUUCAGUGGCUUGAUCAUGUCGCUGUUCUUGUUGCAGACGUUGCGCUAUAAAAUGGAAGAAGAAGUGCGGGUUAAUGCAGAGAUCGAAACAUACUUACGACGGCAUCACCAGGUAAGAGAAGCCAUGUUUCACAACAUUUCAGCUCAUUAGUAUACGGAUAUCAAUAAGGGACAGGUAAAAUAUAGGACCUAAAAAAAGGGUAUCAGUAGAGAUACAGUUAUUGGUAUCUAACACAUCACUUGAGUUUUACUAGUUCUGCCUGUAUUAAAAGUAAAUCAAAUGGCAAAGGUUGUUAUAUCAUAAUUCUUGUAGAUAUCGGAAGAAAAAGUUGAAUAUUGGAUGAAAAAAUACGACCGUGAUAUGGAAAAAAAACAGCGCGAGCUGGAUAAAUUGAAGGUUUGUAUCUCGUAUUUUAUGCUUGUGUCAAAGCCGAGCGCGCGCGCGAGCGCACUCUUUACCCUCCCCCACCCCCCAUAGCGCUCGCUAUGCUAGCAAUAGACCAUUUGCGAGUUGACCCAAGCCUCUUUCCCAAAGCGAGGCGAAAUGCGAAGCCAUUGAUAUGAAAAUGAGUUUUUAUUCUCAUGCAAAUAAAACUCAUUUUCCCCAGAACAAAGGUUUUGCACUUAGCCUCACUUUGACAGUGAGAGUGUUUGGAACUCGGAAAUGGCCAAUUGGUGGCGUUCCUUUGGAGAGUUAGUACUACCGAGGACAGAGUGCUAGCAUCUAAAAUAGAUGUUAAGGCUAUUCUAAUUGUUCUUUUUGUAGGCUUGUAAGGCGAAUGACCUCGCCAGACUUCAGGAGCUCACACAACAGGUAAGAAAACCUUCCACAACAAUUGUACAGGAAAUUAUUCGACUGUUAGUCAUACCCUACGGAAGGUACUGGGCAUUGCGUUUCUAUAAUGCGCUUUAUUAUGUUGUACAGGGUGUUUUUAACUUUUGAGUUUGGGGCGUGACAUUUUGAGGGUUGUUUUUUUGACAUAAAUGUUAUUGACCAUUUGUACAAUUUGCCCCCGGGGGGGGGGGGGGUGUACUUACUUACAAGAGGCUAAUGGGGAUGUGCCACUGGUUGGGGUCGCAUUUUCACGCCUGGAUUGACUACAAUGGGGUCGCAUUUUCAAUAGAAAGACUAGAAUGGUGUCACAUAUUUUCUGAUUUUUGGGGUAAGACAGUUCUUCAUAUUUACGGUUAGCAAACGUACCAGGAUGUUUGUACUGUAGAUGAGAAUUAAAGUGUUCUUCAUUGAAUAUAAGGAAGAUACAUAAAUAGAAAGUGACUAAGUUAGGAUAACGAAAAUUACACAUUUGUCCAAAAGUGACUAAGAUGGGGUGUAUAACUGGCCUCAGAAUAGACUAUAAUGGGACAGGGGCUCAAAGAGGCCAGCGGCACAUACCCAGCAAAAAUGAACCCAAGUACCCCCCUCCCUCGCCCCCAGGAAUUUGCCGUGGUACCACGUCUUCCUGAUUCCUGGUGGAAUUGGAAUUUGGAAAUGUUGGUUUUAGAGGAGAGGGGGAAACCGGAGCAAAGGAGAGAACCAACGACAAGCUCAACCCACAUAUGGCGUCGAUCCCUACUCUCACCACUGCGACACCCUUGAUCCCCACCCUUCUUGUUUGCAACCAAGUGACAAGGCGGCAAUGUUGGAUGUCAAAAAAAGAAUUUUUCACGAAGAAUUUACAUGAAAAUAGAGUUAAGUUCCAAGAGGAGACAAAUGCUUUUGUUCUUGACCACCACCAUGGCCGCCGUGACGUCACGUGCAAACCAGCAAUUGCUCUUGUUUACUUUGUGAGUCGUUUCCUGAUAAAUGGACGUUUUUACUUUUGUUUUUACUUGAACAGUACUCUGAAUACGAGAAAGUUGUGAUAGAAGAUCGUGUUGCCAAGGAGCAGAAGAGAAGAGAAGCUGAGCAACAGGAGGAGGAGCUCAAAGCUGCUACAAAGGUAGGAUUUCGGGUCAGCGCAACAGUUGAGAGGGAGGGGCGUUAGGAGGUUACAAUCCUACCCUUCCUCUCCCCUCUAAUUAAUGUUACCUUGAGUAUACCUUAAACAAAAUGAAAAGUCAUUCUAGGUAAAAAAACGGAACUACUACUUGCGAAUGCGUCCAACAUUAUCGUGAAAGCAGAUCAAACGUGGCUUACUUGUUGCCUCGUACUUGAUCACAUACGGGAACAACACAGAAGGCAGCAAACGUUUGAAAUCAUGCGGACCAUAUCCAAAAACAUCCAGUAAACAUAUUGCACCUAACAACAUGAGAUUAAGUUGGACCAACAAGUCGGGGGUUUAUCAAUGGGGCUUUAACUAAGAAACUUUGCUCCACUUCUCCUUUUACCUGUUCAAACAUUGGAUAGCGCUAUCCAGCGGAUUACUAUAAGGGAAAAUAGUUGUACUAUCCACUGAAUAGAGAUUUAUCCGGUGGAUAGCUCAAUCCACUACAUAAAUCUUUAUUCCACUGGAUAAUGCAAUUGCCCGGGGGGAUACUUGGGUUAAUGUUUGCUGGGUAUGUGCCGCUGGCCUCUCAGAGCCCCUACCCCAUUAUAGUCUAUUUUUGGCCAAUUAUUGACCCCAUCUCUUUGGAAAAUGAAAUUUUCGCGAUCCCAACUUAGUCACUUUCUAUUUAUGCAUCUCCCUUAUCAAUGUGGUUUCAAGAGGCGGAAUGUAAUGCGGUCAAUGUGAGCUUAUUGUUAAAUUUAAUAAACAACAACUUUCUGAUUCUUUAACCGAGAAUCUUCGCAUUUUGAAUCCCUACUUACCCCAAAAAUCCGAAAAUUUGCGACGCCAUUCUAGUAACUCUAUUGAAAAUGCGACCCCAUUAUAGUCAAUCCAGUUGUGAAAAUGCGACCCCAUCCAGCGGCACAUCCCCAUUAGCCUCUUGUAAGGGAGUACCCCCCCCCACCCGGGCGCAAUUGGUUUCCCUGAUACUUAUCCACUGGAUAGAGAUUUAUUUAGUGGAAAGCACUAUUCACCUUUUGAACAACCCGCGCCUGCGGUGUUAAUAGUUACGAAGGACAAACUGCUGAGGUAAACCUGCAAUACUGGACAGAAUUUCCAGCGUUCAAAUUGUCAUCGAGUAAAACCGUCUAAUUUGUACCACGUCUUGUUUUCAGUUGCAAUUUUGGUGGCGACGAACCAUGGAGCGAAAGCAGCUAGGACCGUACAGCAAGAAAAAGAAGAAGAAGGGAAAGAAAGGCAAGAAAUCGGGGAAAAAAGGCGGUGGAAAGAACAAGAAGAAGUAA
Molecule: messenger RNA, 19777 nt
Organism: Porites lobata
Lineage: Eukaryota; Metazoa; Cnidaria; Anthozoa; Scleractinia; Poritidae
Source: the annotation of a GenBank genome assembly